CGCAUGCAUAGGAGACGGGUCUAUGAACCUGAAGCAUCCGGUAGAUGGCAGUGAGCGGUCUCAGGUACCCACCGGAGACCCAGCCUGCCUGCCUAUCGCAGCAGACACCCCCGCACCCAUAUUGCUCAGCGCUCUGACUGUCAGCGCCGGAGUUGCAGGAGGACGCCGCGUGGGUCCGAGAGCGCGUGUGACCGGGAGCCGAGAGCGCUCGCCGUCUGACUUUCACAGACACUCCGGGCUUCGGGAAGGACGGACGGACGAUCCAGCAGCUCAGCGGGAGAAAGUGCAACUAAAUAUCCAAAGUGACUUGUGAGCAAUGCGCCGGCAUCAUGGCCAGAUGGUUCAAGGAACACUUACCGGGAUUCAAAACUACCAAGGCAUCACCUCCGGCUCCCCCGAAACCCGACUACCGGUACUGCCACACGGCGGUGCCCAGCACGCCGGGCUGCCACCAGUCAAGCCCCGGGGCCACUUGUCAUUACCCGAGUGCGGCACAGCCGGACAUUCUCGCCGCCUACAAACUACAGAAGGAGCUGGACUUCGAGGAUCCCUACACCGGGGGAGGGAAUAUUUCCUUUUCCAGCCCAAUUUCAGUCGGCUCGUCGGACAUUAAGUACGUGUCGCCGAAGCACCGGCUCAUUAAGGUGGAAACGCUGGAAAAAAGUGGCUGCCCUCCGAAUGCCGGCGUCUCAUCACCUCCGAGCGUCAGAUCGCCGACUUCCCCUCCCGCCGAGCCGGACAGCCGACAGGAAAAGGUCGUCAUCCUCGAAGACUACGCCGACCCCUUCGAUGCCAAACAGGGCGGCGGGGGCCAGUCCAGCCCAGAGAAGGUCACAGAGAACGAUGGCUACAUGGAGCCCUACGAAGCCCAGAAAAUGAUGGCAGAGAUCCGAGGGGGGAGGGGCCCCAAAGACGGCCCCCUGCGACAGCUGCCCCUGUACGACACGCCAUACGAGCCGGCGGAGAACGGCACCGAUCUGGAUGCAGAGCAUGGCCUGUGCCUCCGGGAGAGCAGGCUGCCGCGGGACGACGAGAGGCCCCCGGAGGAGUAUGACCAACCCUGGGAGUGGAAGCGGGAGCGCAUCUCCAAGGCCUUCGCAGCCCUGCUUUGUUAUGACUGCAUUAGCUUCGCGGGCACUGUAGAUGGCGCCGGAGGCCCCAGGCGGAACAAGGAAGACACCACCACUAAGUCGCUGUCAGUCGAGAUUAAAGUGAUCAAGGACCUGCCCUGGCCUCCUCCAGUGGGGCAGCUCAACAGCACCGCCCCACUGGCCGAGGGUGUGGAGGAUCCGGCCCCGCCAGGACACGCCGCUGGCGAUCAGCACCGUCAUGUGCAGUUUGACGGCGUUGAGAAACCCCAGCCUUCCCCCAGCAAGGACACCAAGGUGCGUCCUCUGCAGAGACACUCCAGCGGCUGCCUGGUGAACACCAAGCUGGGCUCGCUGGACCAGUGCCCCCCCAUCCUCGGCGAGCGUAUCGACCCCUCCUUGCCCCUGGAGAGACAGUUCUGGUACCACGGGGCCAUCAGCCGGAUCGACGCCGAGUCCCUGCUGAGACUGUGCAAGGAGGCCAGCUACCUGGUCAGGAACAGCGAGACCAGCAAGAACGACUUCUCCCUCUCCCUCAAGAGCAGCCAGGGGUUCAUGCACAUGAAACUGUCCCGAACCAAAGACAACAAGUUCGUCCUGGGCCAGAACGGCGGCCCCUUCGACAGCGUCCCCGAGAUCAUCCACUUCUAUUCCAGCCGCAAGCUUCCCAUCAAAGGCGCCGAGCACAUGUCCCUGCUGUACCCUGUGGCCAUCAGGACGCUGUAGCGCCGGCGACCCUCCUUUUAAGGGGGGGCUCUCGUGCCCACUCGAUUGCUGGCUACCCAGGUGUGGAUUAACAGGCAGCUUGUGAGGGCAAAGGGUCAAAGGUCAGAGGAUGAGGUCGCCCCUGUGCUUUUGUGUGAGAUGCCGCCCUUCUCCCCCACCCUUUAUGACAUUUCCACAGGUUCAUUCUCUGACCCCCCUGGGGGGGGGGACUAUCAUCACCAGCUAAGUAGAUGAACACCCCCAGAGGUCAACACCAUCAAGAAACGUUUAUUUUGCAAGAAGCUAUAUAAAUUAUGGAGAACUAAAAAGAAACCGACGAUGUGAACUGAGCUACUCCUUGUUGUUUAGGGUUAUAUGCAAUUAAAUGUGUCGUUUGUUCCUUUAUGGUCGUUACUCCACGUGGUCCUUAAAAAGGAAGCAUCUACGUCUGUCAGAAGAGGGGGUUUGUGGAAGCGGCGUUUAAAUCUCAGUGAAAAGCAGAUACCGGGGAGUAUAUUUCAGAUGGUUUCUAUCCUCAGUACACAUUCCUAUUGACAGACUUUGCCUGAGAUAUUGAUAUAUAAGUUAAUUGUAAAUUAAUUGUAUUGUGAUGUAAAAUUGUGUUCAGAAGCUGUAAUCCUGAAGGACUGGGUUCCUGCACUGAAUGUGGUGUCGGAGAUGUUCUGUGAAGCCUGGGAGAUGUGCAGACACGACCCCCUCUGACCUGCCAGCCCUCCAUGUUUGGUGCCGAUCACUAUCCUGCUGCUGUCCGGCAAACUCCAGCCGCGCAGCUGUAGCUCUGCAGCCGGGAUGGUGACGGCCCCCUCUGCAGGUCCUGCCCCUCCCCGCCUGCGUCUCUUGCCAUCCAGCCCAGAUGAAAUAUGCCUCCUCUGCGAUUCUUCUCCAUUGUUUAAGAGUGAUGGACCCGUCUCAAAGAGUGAAAUUACCGUUGAAUUCUCCAACCUGCGAUUGCUUGAAAUUAGAGCGGCUCAAACACACAUGCAUUAUCUACCUCAGGAAAAAGCGAUCAAUUUUAUUCACCCACCUAUGAAUCAAUAUGUGCGGUGGGGUUACAAGGUAUAGAUCUCAAUUCCCAUCUCAUCUUUCAAAAAAGUUUUACUGAAAACGAUUUUGCCUGAAGCUAAUCAAACACCACUUAAGCGCCAUUAGCCGAGGUAGCCGUGGUUAGUUCGUGAACUGCAGUUGGGUUACUGCCUUGCUGCCUUGCAGUUUGCUCUGACAUACUUAUGGUACAGCUGCAGUGCAUUGCGGGUAAUUCUCACAGAUCCUUUUUAUCCAGGUCUGAAUACAAUAAUUUGAUCUUCCUCUCAUCCAAAGUCAAGUCCCAGUCGCAGUGUUCGAAUCUGACUUGGUGUUUUGCCACUUCACCAUUUAAUUACAGAAUCCCUGCAUUAGUUUGACUGGUGGAAAGUCAGAAAAUGCACAGGUAGUUUAUUUCAUCAUGCCCGUUUUUCUGCGUACAUACCAUAAUGUAGCCGAGCACUGGAUUUUACCCACACAGACACUUUUGAACAUGAUCAACACUAGUAAUUGCUGUGCAGUUCUGCCGUUGUGCCAUGUCGCGUGCUGGGUCAUGUGCUCAGCGGCCUGUGCGACAUCGGCAGUGAUGAACGACACCUACUCUAGGGCUCGCAGUGGUGAGCUGAUUUCUCCGCAUUCAUGUGUUUAAGCUGCUGUACCAUUUCUCUCCAGAGACCCGAGGCUCUCUGUGGACGAAAGGAUAGUCCGUCGACUGGCUGAUAAUUAUGUAAAACUGCUGGCACGUGUAAAACUGGUUCCUGUCCUGGAUUCCCUUUACCCAUAUCAUCCAAGGCUCUGAGACUCCCCUUCUUCUGUCACUAAGUUUAUGUGCUUGUUUUGUUAUGGUACAGCCACUUAUAUUAGCGUUACCUCGGUUACUAGUCAUCAAUAACAUCUAUUUAAAGGAGGUCGCCAUGGCAGCAUGAAUUAUGAUCAUUCAGCUCACACCGUGACAUGGCCGUGCGUGAAUGCUGGGCGUGACAGAUACCCCAGUGCUAUGAGGGCACCUCCGGCCAGUAGGACAGUGUGGCUCCCUCUGCUGGGCCAGCGAGUUGCAAACAUCAAUGACCCACUUCUGUUCAGUAGGAUAUUUUUCAAGUUUCCUUCCCAAAUGACACGGGGCAAAUGGGGGCUGCUCAUCAAGCCAUGGAAUCAGCGGGAGAGACGAUGCAGUUUGCUGACAUGGAGCAGACACGUGGAACCUUUGGGAAAUCACAGGAACUGCGAUUACGUGUCAAUAAGUGACAAUUGAAACUAGAAAAAUGCUCCCGAACGUGAACACGCUCAUGGGAGAUACAGCAUGUUUCGUAAUUAUGCAGUUUCUCGUCCCCUCAGAAGCUACCGGACUUGUGGUGCUUGGCGGGAACCCGAGACGGCAGAAUGGCUUGCUGGCAGCCUCAGGGGAGGCGGGGUGUCAGCCCAGCCGCACCCCUGUGUGUCUGCCAUCUUGCGGGGGUGCGAUUGACCUCCUCGUGUCCUCCCCCCCAUAUAUGCACUAAUCAGGCUGAUCCGUAUAGUUCCUCUUUGCCAAAUGUAUAUAAUGAAUGUAUUGUAUGGGGAUUUCCUGGUAUCGAAAUGUAACGACUGUGGGAAAUAAAGUGGAGUUUAUGAGUCUCUG
Messenger RNA from Brienomyrus brachyistius, 4452 nucleotides. RefSeq names its product SH2 domain-containing adapter protein F-like. The transcript is spliced from 8 exons. The record is from RefSeq and is a predicted model, not a curated record. Gene Ontology annotation, molecular function: phosphotyrosine residue binding. The coding region runs from base 330 to 1814 and encodes 494 amino acids. NCBI's taxonomy places the organism in Eukaryota, Metazoa, Chordata, Actinopteri, Osteoglossiformes, Mormyridae.